This is a messenger RNA of Trichechus manatus latirostris (Florida manatee), 1468 nucleotides long. It is a transcript of the gene ICAM4, whose product is annotated as intercellular adhesion molecule 4 (Landsteiner-Wiener blood group). Gene Ontology annotation, biological process: cell adhesion. Gene Ontology annotation, molecular function: integrin binding. NCBI's taxonomy places the organism in Eukaryota, Metazoa, Chordata, Mammalia, Sirenia, Trichechidae. Bases 105 to 905 code for a protein of 266 amino acids. Gene Ontology annotation, cellular component: plasma membrane. The transcript has 3 exons. The record is from RefSeq and is a predicted model, not a curated record.
UCUGUUCCUCUGGGCGGGGCUGAGGAGGCGGGACUGCCGGCCUCCUUAUCUCCAGAGGCAGCUGUGUCUCCCUGGCGCUGGACCCACAGUUCCAGCUCUUUGCCAUGGGGUCUCUGCUACUCCUUUCACCAUUGUUUUUGCUGGGAGCCACCUAUUCGGGAGGCAGGAGUGUGCGUGAGCGCCGGGCUGAGUGGGCGCAAAGCCCCGGGGUCAGCCCUGUCUCACCCUCAGGGACCUCAGCACCAUUCUGGGUGCGCUUAAGCCCAGAGCUCGUGUCAGUGCCGCCGGGGAGCUCAGUGUUGCUCAACUGCUCCAGCAGCUGCCCCCUGCCUGAGAACUACCAACUUAGGACCCAGCUGCAGCAGGGCAAAACGCUCAGUGGGUCGGGCUGGGUGUCCUACCAGCUGCUGGACGUGAGGGCCUGGAGCUCUGACGUGCAUUGCUUUGUCACCUGCGCAGGGGAAAUGCGCUCAGCCACGACCAGAGUCACUGCCUACCAACUGCCGCACAGCAUGCUCCUGGAGCCUCUGGUCUUAGAGGGCAGCGAGUACACGCUGCGCUGCCACAUGACGCGAGUUUUCCCUGUGGGCUUCCUGGUAGUGAGCUUUCAGCAUGGUGGCCGCGUCAUCUACUCAGAGAGCCUGAAGCACUUCACGAACGUGAAUCCAGCCAAUGUGACGCUGACCUACAUGCUGCCUUCCAGGUCCCCUGACCUCUGGCAGCCCGUGACGUGCCAUGCACACUUCAAUCUCGAUGGCCUGGUGGUCCACAGCAGCUCAGCACCCUUGAUGCUGACUGCCCUAGCUUGGAGCACCGAGUCCAAAGCCUUGACCUUCACCUCCAUCGCAUCACUUGUGAUCCUUCUCGCCGUUGGAGCUGCCUACCUGAUGCAGGCACAGGUGUAGGGUAGUAGGGGGGAGUUGCCCAUGCCUACAGAAGGAAAAAAAAGAUCUGGAGCAAUUUGGGGAGUCCUACCCAGAUCAAUAAAGUCUUCCUCAGAUCAACUCAGAUCAAUAAAGGCUCUGUCCUGUGGCCUGGCAUAACCAUUCCCCAUUAGUGCAUCUCCUCAGAGGAAGUGGUCUCUUUUUCUGGUUCUGCUGGAAUCACUUUCUCCAAGUUCUUUGUCUUCCUGAGGGCACCUGAGGUCCUCUCACUCAGGCCUACCUGGGGUCCUCCGAGUCCCAAUUCCUCUGCAGUCCCAGCCGGUGUAGUAAAACACUCUCCUUCUGAGGGCCUUAUCAGUGUGGUGCAGAUGGGCAAAGCCCUGGCCCUGGAGGGCCCUGAGGGGUCUGGAUCACGGCAUGACUUUUCUUGAUUGCCUCCCGCACCUGCCUCGCAGCAGCUCUGAGGAGUUUUUUCCUUCCUCACCCCCACCUCCACUUUAGACCUUAGGUUUUUCUGGAGGACAAGGGUAGAGGAGAAUUGUCCCCCCAUAGCUCAGGAUUAGCGCUGGUGGUGACAGCACAAA